This is a messenger RNA of Neopelma chrysocephalum (saffron-crested tyrant-manakin), 1230 nucleotides long. RefSeq names its product chromosome unknown C6orf120 homolog (gene CUNH6orf120). Lineage: Eukaryota; Metazoa; Chordata; Aves; Passeriformes; Pipridae. Bases 261 to 815 code for a protein of 184 amino acids. The record is from RefSeq and is a predicted model, not a curated record. The transcript is spliced from 2 exons.
CGAGCGCGCAAGGGGGCGCGGCGUCCCGCCCUGCCCGCCGGCUCCUCAGCGCCGGCCUCCUCCCGGCCGCCGCGCUGCCCAGAGGCCCGCCCCGGGGAGGGGCUUCCCCGCGGCGCUCCGGCCGCACAGCGCUGCCGCACGUCCUCGGAGCCCUCGCUGCUCUUCCUCGCCGUGGCCGCGGCCUCGCCGUCGCCGGAGCCCCGCGGCAGGUCGGAGGUAGCAAACGGGACACGGGAAGAGUCCAAGUACAACUUGAAACCAUGGCAGCACACUGGAGAAAAGUCCUGAUAAUAUGUGUGACAGCUCAAGUACUACUUGUAAAUGCCUUUGAGGAAGAGGAUGUACCUGAGGAAUGGAUUCUUCUUCAUGUUGUUCAAGGUCAGAUUGGAGCAGGAAACUACAGCUAUUUGAGACUAAAUCACGAGGGAAAGAUAGUCCUUCAGAUGCGAAGUUUAAAAGGUGACGCUGACUUGUAUGUAUCUGAUGUGACACUUCACCCCAGCUUUGACGAGUAUGAGUUACAGUCUGUAACCUGUGGCCAAGACAUGGUCCACGUGCCUGCACACUUCCGCCGCCCUGUGGGAAUAGGGAUUUAUGGCCAUCCCUCUCACCUGGAGAGCGAGUUUGAAAUGAAAGUGUACUACGAUCGAACAGUUGUACAGUACCCAUUUGGUGAGGCUUCUUAUAACCCUGAGGAGAUGGAGGCAAACCAGAAAUACUCACAGUCUACAGAAGAUGAAUCUCAGGAUGAGGAGUCUGUUUUCUGGACUAUACUUAUUGGAAUCUUGAAAUUAAUACUUGAAAUUCUUUUUUAAAUUGAUACACACUGGACUAAGUCACACUUCAGCCUGUGAAAUUGAGUAUCAAUGACAUGCUGUAAUAUUUAAUACUCCUUGUUAUGUUUCCUGAAGAGGUAUUCAGGUUACAUUUCCUAAACCAGAAAGGAGGCGGGGAGAAAAAGCCAUAUUUAAUUUUAUAUUGUAAAUCCUCCCCUCUAUGUAAAAUGAGCAGCAAGCACAGUAUUUGCAGUGCUCUUCAGAGAUCAGGGCUUAAAAAUGAAUGUAUAGUUGGGAUCUUGUUAACUUCACUUUUAAAUAGGUGCUUGGGAACUCCAAUUCAGUAUUUUCUAUUGUUUUUUAUAAAGAAAAACGAAAUAAACUCCUGCACUUCAGUGCCCCCCCAAAUAUCCUCAAUUUAGAGCAUAUUUAAAAAUAAAACCUGCUGCUUUUC